CUACUUAUAGAAGCAUCCCGAGCCUCAGCCGGUCUGCAUCUCCAUCGGAAAGUGCGCUCGCCACAUCCCUUCGGAUCACUUCGUCCUCCCGAGAGCGUUCUGCCUUCUACAGCUCGGAAAGAAAGAAAUCUUAGCUGUGAAGUGACCGUGGAGAAAGCGCAGGAAGCGACACAAUUGGUUAGGGACGCAGAGAGUGAGAGCGGGCGCACCCCUUGCCUGGGGACCGCGCUCGCGGGCGGGGACGGAGCAUCCCAGUGGCUGCACCCGCCGCUCCGCGCUCCUGCCUGGCGUCGCCAACCCCGCGGCGGCCGCUGGAAUUCCAGAGCUGCCAGGCGCUCCCAGCCGGUCUCGGCAAACUUUUCCCCAGCCCACGUGCUAACCAAGCGGCUCGCUUCCCGAGCCCGGGAUGGAGCACCGCGCCUAGGGAGGCCGCGCCGCCCGAGACGUGCGCACGGUUCGUGGCGGAGAGAUGCUGAUCGCGCUGAACUGACCGGUGCGGCCCGGGGGUGAGUGGCGAGUCUCCCUCUGAGUCCUCCCCAGCAGCGCGGCCGGCGCCGGCUCUUUGGGCGAGCCCUCCAGUUCCUAGACUUUGAGAGGCGUCUCUCCCCCGCCCGACCGCCCAGAUGCAGUUUCGCCUUUUCUCCUUUGCCCUCAUCAUUCUGAACUGCAUGGAUUACAGCCACUGCCAAGGCAACCGAUGGAGACGCAGUAAGCGAGGUGGGUCCCUCUCUGCCAGAGCUAGUUAUGUAUCAAAUCCCAUUUGCAAGGGUUGUUUGUCUUGUUCAAAGGACAAUGGGUGCAGCCGAUGUCAACAGAAGUUGUUCUUCUUCCUUCGAAGAGAAGGGAUGCGCCAGUAUGGAGAGUGCCUGCAUUCCUGCCCAUCCGGGUACUAUGGACACCGAGCCCCAGAUAUGAACAGAUGCGCAAGAUGCAGAAUAGAAAACUGUGAUUCUUGCUUUAGCAAAGACUUUUGUACCAAGUGCAAAGUAGGCUUUUAUUUGCAUAGAGGCCGUUGCUUUGAUGAAUGUCCAGAUGGUUUUGCACCAUUAGAAGAAACCAUGGAAUGUGUGGAAGGAUGUGAAGUUGGUCAUUGGAGCGAAUGGGGAACUUGUAGCAGAAAUAAUCGCACAUGUGGAUUUAAAUGGGGUCUGGAAACCAGAACACGGCAAAUUGUUAAAAAGCCAGCGAAAGACACAAUACCGUGUCCAACCAUUGCUGAAUCCAGGAGAUGCAAGAUGACCGUGAGGCAUUGUCCAGGAGGGAAGAGAACACCAAAGGCGAAGGAGAAGAGGAACAAGAAAAAGAAAAGGAAGCUGACAGAAAGGGCCCAGGAGCAACACAGCGUCUUCCUAGCUACAGACAGAGCUAACCAAUAAAGCAAGAGAUCCGGUAGAUUUUUAGGGGUUUUUGUUUUUGCAAAUGUGCACAAAGCUACUCUCCACUCCUGCACACUGGUGUGCAGCCUUUGUGCUGCUCUGCCCAGUAUCUGUUCCCAGUAACAUGGUGAAAGGAAGCACCACCAGCGUGGCCCCUGUGUUAUUUAUGCUUUGAUUUGAAUCUGGAGACUGUGAAGGCAGGAGUAAGUGCACAGCCCGUGACUUGGCUCAGUGUGUGCUGAGAGAAUCCGUCCCCGGCAUCAUGGAUACGCUAGAGGUGUGAGACUGCAGACCACCGCUGGAGGACGGACUUGUGCCUAUUUAUGUGAAAGAAAGAAGAUGCUUGGCAGGCAAUGCGCUAUUCACUCGUGACCUUUAUUUCUCACAUUGUGCAUUUUCAAGGAUAUGUUUAUGUGGAUAUCUGCUUAGUGUUACCACAUGGUAUUCUCAGCAUGUUACCUUCACACUGUUGUGCGAUGAAACUGCUUUUAGCUGAGGAUACGCUCUGGAAAUUCCUGCUCAGUUUCACAGUAGCCCUAAUAUGUACAUAUACUGCAGGAGCUACAUAUCAAGCUCUUAUUUACUGUAUAUUUAUGCUUUCUUGUGGGUAACAAGUCAUACCUGAUUAAUAUGAUGUCACUUUGUUUCUAGUGGUUCCUAACCCAUUGUCUGAUAAAUGACUUUUCUAGUUUGGGGAAUUGACACAUGUUUUGUUGCCUCUUGAAACUUUUUUUUUUCCCUCAUUGUGGGCUUAUUUCUCAUUGUAAGGGUAGGAUAAACUAGUUUUUGUAUAUAGAGUCAAAUGACCAGUGUCAAAGAGUUUGCAUACUGGGUAGACCUUCUCCACUCCACAUGUCCCACACAUAGACAAAGCAGCAGGCGGCAUCUGGCAAUCAGAAGCCCAAACUGCCUUUGAGUCUAAGAUGUGAUGACUUUGAUGAAACACAGCUGAAAACAUGAGGGACUAUAUCCAGUAACUUGUAGCCAGUUUCACAGGCCAGCUACAGAAUUGUCCAAACAUUAUUUCUGACUGCAAUUUUUUUUCCCCAAAUUUAAAGCAAUCCCUGGCCUUCAAUGACAAGGCACCUACCACUGUUCUUGGGUCACUGAAGAAGCUACUACCAUGAGCCUGUGCAUAGAAUUUUAGGAGAUAAAAGGAUGAAUUUCUGUGACUGCCGGUCAGAUCUUAACAGGUCUCUGUUGAGCCAGACUCUGUUUCAGAUCCAAGAUGGAGAGGAACGCUAUGGAAACUUCCCAGGUGACUUUCAGAGCAGUUGUUUCAAACAUAUCAUUGUCCUUAGGGGAACCAGUUUUUAGAAAGUUGUGAAUUGGCUUUUUCACAAAGCAUUAUUAUCUUCCUGGCUGAUCCAGGAGAAAAUUAGAACAGAAAAAUAAUGGUUGUGGAUUUUGAAACAAAGCAAGGUAAAGCCUUUUUUUUUUUUUUCACCUUGCAUUGGCAAAACUACCUCUUCAGUGUUUUUGUUUAACUUUUGAUUCAAAAGCAUCUUACCGAUAAGGAUAAAUAUGUACAUCAUUAUGAAACUAUUGCUAUGAGAUAAUAAGCCACAUAUGAAUGUUGUAUACAACUUUAGGGUUUGCAUUUUAAUCCUGAAGUGUUACCUCCUUUCAUGUCUAUUUACACUAUUUUCCCAUUUACUAAGUGGGGAGGGGGUCUCCUUAUAUAGUGCUUCAUCGUUAAUAAGUCAAUGCCUGUUGUUCCUGGGAUGUUCUUUUUUGUGCAUUAAAAACUUCAAAAUUAUUUUUUGUGGAGAUUUCUUUUUUAGAGAGACAUUUAGAAAUAACUCAGUACUUUGUUCUACCCCUAAAAUAACAGCCCUUUAAAAAAGACAGACAAAUCUUUAAAAACCUAUAUUGGUAACUACAUUUAGAACACUAACUCGUUUAUAGAUAAACUAGAUAACUAUAAACUAGAGUCCAAGUGCCCGAGUUCUAAUCCAGACUGAGAGUGGCCUGUGAAAAUUACUUAAUCCCUCCACUCUCAGUUUCCUUAUCUGUGAAAUGGGGAUCACAUUAUCAUCUGCUUCUAGGGGCUGUGUUUUAAGGACCAAAUGAAAAUAUAUACAGGGAAAUAUAUACAGGGUUGUACUUUAAGGAUAUAAUUAGGUAAAAUGUGUAAAGUAUGGUCAGCACGGCAUUCUAUAUACUAAGUACUAUAUAAGUUGGUCACCUAUUACAUCUUUCAUUGGAUAUUUAGAUUCUUUUAAAAAUAUUGAUUUCUCCUUAUUAACAGAACAUUUAUGAAAAGUAUCAAUCUAUUGCUUGGUGCCUGGGCAUUAUUUGCUAAAACAUUUACAUCUGCUUGAUUUCUGAGUCGAGUCUCCCUGAUAUAAGCAGCAUACACACACAGAUACACACAAAACUGAAUUCAUUCCUCUAUCAAUAAGGGUGCAAUCAAGGAAAUAAACUAGUCGGGGUGUUUCAAAUGGGGAAUUUAACACCAGGAAUUGGUUAUACAGGUGAUAAAGGAGACACGAAGCCAAAAUAUGUUGCCAAGAUGACCCAGAGAUUAGCAACAGCAGGAGGCACUAUUUUACCCCUAAUGCAAGAGGGAUUACAAGAAGAGGUGGAGUUUCCAAAAUCUAGAAGCCACUGGUGCCCAGCUAGACUUAGAACCAUAGCUGAGGCUAGAGCUAUAACCACAGAAGGAGCUGGAACUGAGGACAGAAAGCUUGUUUGGUAGGAGCUGAAAUAUUGGAGAUGAUCUGGUUGCUGUGAGAAAUGUUGCUUGAGGCAAAUUCAUAGAGGAGGAAAUACCCUGGCUUCUCCCUAUCUAUCUCCCAACCUCCAGUCUUCCACCAGUGCCCACUAUUGCCCAAAGCUACCCAGAAGCCAGUAGGCAAGAGAGUCUGGGUAACACAGUUUUCUGUGGUUCAGAAGAGCCUGAGGGAAGGGCAGUGGGUAGAUCUAAGAGCAACCAAAUGAUCCGCAUAAUCACUGAUACCUGCCUUCAACUGUUCCCCUUCCUGCUUUUCCUAUUGGACAGUCAAUUCUUUACUUAGUUGAUUAAAGGCUCUUUUAUUCGUCAUUUACUUCCUUUGUCCCCUACAUCUAGUCAGUUACUAAUAUCUAAUGAGUUUACCUUGGAAAUAUCUCUUGAUUUUCUCCCUACCCCUUUACUUUCUUUGCCCAAGGCUGGUCCCCUUUGUCUCUCUUUCUGGACUGUUCCACUCUUCCUAGACAUCAUUCUUGCCCCUGGCUUCACUCACUCCAAUUAUUCCUUUGUAUUUCUACCACUUAUUUUUCUAUUAACAAUUUUUUACUGCUUUUUAAAAAAAUACUUUCCCAUUCCAUAUAGAUUAAAAUUUUACAAUUCUUCAGUGCCCUUUUAAUGUCGUCUUCACCCAUGUAUCUUACAGAGAUCAACAAAAGACUGAAUGGGGUGGAAGACUGUGGUAAAAUCUUCAAGGGUUCCUUGAUGGUAAACUUGGACAUGCUCACUGUAUUAGUUGAUACCCCUUGAAUCACAAAGACAGAAAUGCAAGGGCAGACAUGGCUUUAAAAGUAGAUGAUAUUAGCAUGUGUUGGUUUCUGAUAAAAAAAAAAGUAGGUGAUAAACAUUAAAUCUUGAAAUCACCAAUUCUUGUUUUACUUCUUAUUAAAACAAAAUAGAUCUUUAUUUUAGGCCCAAACCUCAAGUGAAAUAUUUAUUAGACAUUUAAAAAGCAAAUAUUUUUUCUACAUACAGUUUCUCUUUCUAGGUUCAUUUACAUGGGUAGCACCACUACCUUCUAGCAUUCUCUUGACUGAGAGGUUGAAGAAGCUGAAAAAUGUGUGAUGAAUAAAGAUUUUGAUGGAUUUCCAUAUUCAUCUCUGAUGAAUCAUUACAGCAAACUGCCAUGUGCCGUUUUCUGCUGCUCUAGCAGACAUUGUUACUCACUCUACCUCUGAGCAAGGCAUGUAGAUUCAGAAUCCUUCCCAACAAAAGUGUUCCAAGAAGACAUUACCAAUAGAUUGGAAUUGACAGGGGAGUUACAACUUUUUGCUUUCCGGGUUCAACUUAAUGCCCUAGAGAGUGACUUUACCCAGACACUCUCUUUGGAGCACUCCAUGACGUAUUUUUCAAAACUUUCCGCUAAUACCCUUACAGGCAGAGAAGAACAAAUUCAUAACUCUGGAAUUAUAACCUGAAGCAGCCUCACUUUAAUCCUGAUUUUAAAAUAAUUCAUGCAAAUAUUGCAUUCUACUCAAUAAAAUGGCUAUUUUUAAAUGCAAAAUUAUUCCCCUAUCCUUUGACAUUCCCUCUGAAAACCUUGGAGCAAAAUCACAUUUCAGGAAGAUGUUCCAUGUUUAUUCAGUCCUAGGUUUUACAUACUCCUUGGCAAGUAGUUCCUUGUCCCUGGAAAAAUGCAUAUCUUCAUUUAAGAAGCUGAACGGUAGUUCUUUGGUCGUGUUCACAAAUGGCUUUACCAACUAACUCCUCCUUGGGUUUUAUGACCUCAGGCUCCCCAGGUGCGCAUUCAACUUUGAUUCUUUUUCUACUGGCUUCCUUUCUCCUCCUUUGUACUUUAGUUAUGAUUCAGCCACAAGCUGCCUUCCCUCUGUCUGUUUUUGAGAAAAGAGGUAGCAAUCUUUUUCUGUAAAGGGCCAGAGAGUAAAUAUUUUAGGCUUUGUGGACCACACUAUCUCAGUGGCAGCUACUCAGCUGUUAUAGCAGAAAAGCAGCCAUAUUCAGUAUGUAAAUGAAUGGGCAUGACUAUGUUGCAAUACAACUUUAUCUAAACUUAAAUGUGAAUUUCAUAGUUCUCACGUGUCAUAAUAUAUUCUUUUGUGUUGCGGGAAGUCAGGGACCCUGAAUGGAGGGACUGGCUGAAGCCAUGGAAGAAGAACAUAAAUUGUGAAGAUUUCAUGGACAUUUAUUAGUUCCCCAAAUUAAUACAUUUAUAAUUUCUUAUGCCUGUCUUUACUGCAAUCUCUGAACAUAAAUUGUGAAGAUUUCAUGGACACUUAUCACUUCCCCAAUCAAUACUCUUGUGAUUUCCUAUGCCUGUCUUUACUUUAAUCUCUUAAUCCCAUCAUCUUCGUAAGCUGAGGAUGUAUGUCAUCUCAGGACCCUGUGAUGAUUGCAUUAACUGCACAAAUUGUUUGUAGAGCAUGUGUGUUUGAACAAUAUGAAAUCUGGGCACCUUAAGAACAGGAUAACAGCGAUUUCCAGGGAACAAGGGAGAUAACCUUAAAGUCUGGCUGCCUGUGGGCCGGGCAGGACAGAGCCAUAUUUCUCUGAUCACCAAAAAUGGGUAAGAGAAAUAUCGCUGAAUUCUUUCCCUAGUAAGGAAUAUUAAUAAUUAACAGCCCUGGGAAAAGAAUGCAUUCCCAGGGCGGGGCCUCUAAAAUGGCUGCCCUGGGAGUGUCUGCCUUAUGCAGAUGCAGAUAGGGAUGAAACACACCCUAGUCUCCUGCAUCGCCCCCAGGCUUGCUAGGAUUAGGAAAUUCCAGCCUGGCGAAUUCUAGUCAGACCGGUUCUCGGCUCUUGAACCCUGUUAAGAUGUUUAUCAAUGACAAUGUGUGCACAGUGGGACAUGGAAGUUUAUUAGUGAUUCUAGUUUCACCCUGAACUUGUGAUCUUGCCCUGCCUCCAUUUGCCUUGUAAUAUUUUAUUACCUUGUGAAGCACGUGAUCUCUGUGACCCACUAUUCAUACACUCCCUCCCCUUUGAAAAUUGCUAAUAAAAACUUGCUGGUUUUACGGCUCAGGGGGCAUCACAGAACCUGCUGACAUGUGAGGUCUCCCCCAGAUAUCUAGCUUUAAAAUUUCUCUCUUUUGUACUCUUUCCCUUUAUUUCUCAGACCGGCCGACACUUAGGGCAAUAGAAAAGAACCUUUGUGAAAUAACAUUGAAUUAUCGGGGGUGGUUUCCCCUGAUACUUUUGACUCUUAGCAACCACUUAAAAAGUGUAAAAUUGUUAGCUCAUCAGCCAUGCAAAAAUAGGUGGCCAGCCUGGAUUUGGUCCACAGACUGGAUUUGUUGACCCCUGGUAUACAAGAUAACUUGGUGGCUCAUGAAAUGUCUUUGCAAACUGUGAAAGCCUAUCUCUAACUCUGUCUCAGCUACAUACACCUGCUUCUGGUAGGAGCCCAAUAACUGUGUUGAAUGCAGAUGCCAUUUUAACUACCCUGUGUAUGGAAAUAAAUUCUAACUUUAUAAUGCCACUCGAAGUCUCUAGUUCUUAUUUUGAUUCUUCCUGGCCAUAGGAUAUUAUAUUUGUUUUGAGCCCAAACCUUAAGUGAAAUGUUAAAAAUGUAAAAAGUGAAUUUUUUUUUCUGUGUAAGUUCUCUCCUAAC
Pongo pygmaeus (Bornean orangutan) is the source of this 7675-nucleotide messenger RNA. It is a transcript of the gene RSPO2, whose product is annotated as R-spondin 2. NCBI's taxonomy places the organism in Eukaryota, Metazoa, Chordata, Mammalia, Primates, Hominidae. The transcript has 6 exons. Bases 624 to 1376 code for a protein of 250 amino acids. The record is from RefSeq and is a predicted model, not a curated record.